Erpetoichthys calabaricus (reedfish) is the source of this 3056-nucleotide messenger RNA. RefSeq names its product tumor necrosis factor alpha-induced protein 2-like. Gene Ontology annotation, molecular function: SNARE binding. The transcript is spliced from 14 exons. Gene Ontology annotation, cellular component: exocyst. The record is from RefSeq and is a predicted model, not a curated record. Bases 215 to 2272 code for a protein of 685 amino acids. Lineage: Eukaryota; Metazoa; Chordata; Cladistia; Polypteriformes; Polypteridae. Gene Ontology annotation, biological process: exocytosis; exocyst localization.
GCAGAUCUGACUGCAGUUGAGAGACGGAGCUUCAUCCACUUGAUUCCUGCAUCCUGCUGCACUGUGUGAGCCUCCUGAUGCCACUUUUAUGCUUCAGCUGCAUGCAGUUCUCGUGCUGGAUAGAGAGAUACAAGAAAGGUUUUCAAGUCUGUACUUACUGUGAAAUGAAGAACAGAAACAGAUGAGGGCUUUGCACCACAAGUGACCCCGUUUAAUGCUUGAUGAUAAGACCCCUGUGGAACCCCCGCCAAGCUUGGGAACCAAUCUGGAGAAUGUGACAAACACCACAGACACAGAAGACACAUCUGGUGAAGCAGCAAUGGCCUCAAGCCCCGAAUCUCCCAACAAGGACUCUGAUCAUGGAAAGGAUGCAGAUGAAAGAAAUCCUGGAUCCCCUGAAAAGAAAAAUAAAAGCAUAAAAUUGCUUCCUUUUUUACGCCGAAAAAAGGGUUCCAAAACCAAAAGUAAUGAUAGAUCAUCUCCUCCGCCUGUUCAGACCUUUGAAGAAUGCCUGGAACAACGCAGAUUAUCCCAAGCCAGCCGACUGCUGAUUGAACUAGAGCAGACCUGUUACCAUGACGAUGGCGAAGAGACACAGAAAAAAAGAGAUGAAAUAAACCAGCAAUAUGAACAGCUCAUGGCUAUCAUCUGCAAAGCAGCAAGGGAUGCCAUUACAUGCUCCAGUGAGGACCUUGUGCUCCUUCAGUCGGCUGUGAAUGCUAUUGAGCAGGAAGAGAAGCAGGAUCAAAGAUACCUGGAAGAAAGCAAGAGAAACCCAAAAAUUCAGGGAGCCAGGCCCAGGGAAUGGAGGAAGAAGCAUGAUAAGGUCCUGAAGGAGACUGUGGAGAGCAGGAUGGAUGACAUUGAAGAUAUGUCCAGUUGUGAGAAGUUCUCCUCUUCUGUCAAGAAAAACAUCUUCAAGAUGGGAAUGAGAGUCAAGGAGGACCUGAUUUCAGUUGUGAAGAACAUCAAGGACUGCUACCCAGAGGAAUAUGAUAUAUGUAAUUUUUAUGCCCAGCUGUAUCAUACAGCAUUUUCAUCACACAUUCAGAGGCUGGUGGACUUUGAACUGGACCCAGAAGAUUGCAGCUAUCUGCUCUGCUGGCUAAAUGAUUACUACCCCAAUGAUGUAUUAAAACACAAGGAUCUGGAAGGACACAUUAACAGCAACUUGCUGGGACGCCUGGUUCAAGAGACGACACUCUAUUACUUGGAAAGUACGUUCCUCACAAACAGACAGGGAGACCUUAAGAAGUGGCUGUCCAAUGCUCUUGAGAUCUGCCAAUCACCAUGGUUAUCCGGAGAAUAUCCAAAGGAAAUUAAUGGAGUUUACAACAGUGACUUGGCCAUCCAUGUGAUUCAGUGUAUGGAUACGGCUGCACAGACAGCCAGGCAAAUCUCUGAAGACAUUUUGAAAAAGGUGAUGCCUAUAAUUCUGGAGGAACUGGAAGUGUUCUUAGUCAGGUACCAAACUUUCAUGAUGGUGUUCAUAAACAGAAAGGAAAAGCGAGAAAACCGGACUGCUGUUGUUCUGGCUAAUAUGCCCUGCUACCAGUCUUUCAGGAAUUACAUUAAUCAACAGCAAUUUUUUGAAGAGGACAGCAAAAAAAAAUGUUUGGAAGUCCUGAGCAGGCUGGAAAACAUUGGUUGCGAGUAUUUGCUGAAGAUUUUCUAUGAGGCCUUAAAGCCAAAUUACAAAGGCCUUGUAACCCCAAAAUGGAUGGAUGACAGCAGUCUUGUGAACUUGCUCAAAAAUGCAGACAAGCAGAUGAAAGAAUUUAAGAAAAUGGAAACCACUUGCUUUCUGGAUCUGGUUAAUCGACUGCAUUUCAGUGUAAUUGCUGAGUAUAUCAGGAGAAUCAUGAAGAAGAAAAUUAAACUUAGGAACCAAAAAACUCAGGAGCAGGUGGCGAACCAGAUAUGUGCAGAAUCCGAACAAAUCCAUCAGCUUUUCACAGACUACGGGUCAACAGAAAACUGGUUGCAGCCCAUUCUUCCAAAAGUGGCUGAAGUCCUCCGACUGCAGGAAGCAAGCAGCAUUCAACUGGAAAUCGCUACAAUGGUCAGAGACUACCCAGAUAUCAGAGAGCACCAUGUUUCUGCUUUACUGGAGAUCAAGCCAAAUCUGUCACCUGAAGAAGUGAGGAACAUCAAGAAGGUUCUGAGAGUCAGUGGGCAGAACAACUGGGAAUCAAACAGGGAGUCCAGGCCUUUCUUUUCUAAAGUGCACGUGAAUUCAAACCUAAUAGCGAGGCUUACGAGUGUCAUCUAAAUGAACUGACUUGUGUUUAUCUAUAUGUACAUAAAUCCUUCAAGUUUAUUGCAUAUAUGAUUUGCAUCAAGCUUGUUAGAGACUCUGCAAAAAAAGUUCUGAAUGUCUUGGCAGCUUUAGCCAACUCAAUAAAGAACGGGUUCAAUCCAAGUUUGUGCACUAAUAGAGGGGGCACUGGCAAGCCAAAGAUGCCCACUGGAGCAGGCCCAAACAAGAUGGACAAAAAAGCAUCUGAGGAGAAACGCCUCGGACUGUUGCUUUGAACAAGUGGGACGUCCCGUAGGAGCGCGCAGGAGGCCCACAGGGGAACAUGAUGUUAGCUGCCAAUGUGAAAUCAAGCCUGCUUCUAUUUGUAGGAGUUGUUUCUGCAAUGUGAUCUGCUGAUGCUUUUCAGCUCUGUGUAGCUAGGGAGGCUCCAAGCAUGGCCCCUCGGUUACUAAGCAGCCUUUGCACACAAGCACGGUGUCACUGUUCUGUUCCAUUAUUGUGAACCAUUUGUAAAACUGUGCCUUUUUAUUUUCGAAAGUCGAUUUAUUUUCUGUUAUGGUCUCUUUACAUGCUGUCAUUGGGCAUGCCAUUGCACUUUAUCUGCGUACAUUUGUCCAUAAGAGGUGUGAUGGUGAUGCUAGCUGGAAUGAAAGCUUGAACCAUGGGUCACUUUUUUGUCCUGCCAUGACUCAUACACUCUGUACUCAAAGCUGUUACAUGUGUACUUGAAACAUUUCUUUAUGUAAAAUCAUAAACUAUACAUACAGUAUAUCAAAUAAAAAAUCUAUUACUGAAA